AUGACCUUAAAGAUGAUGUACCCUGUAGAAAGUGAUAUACCUCACAUUAAACCAGCCACUCUCUGUCAGCUUGUAACAGAUACAGAAGAACAACAAUGGCGGCAGACAGAAAUCAGGGACACAGUUGCUGAUGCAGACAUUGAACCUGAAGAUCUUGGACAAACUUUACUUAAGCAUGGUACAAGUGUAAAGAAAAUCAACAGCUAUUUUAUGAAUUUAGAAUCCAGGAGAUUCUGUAUGUUAUUAGCUGGUAGAAAGUCUACUUUUACCAAUGUUGCUCUGGUUGGUGAAGGACAUGAUGAAGAAAUUGUUACCAAUAGUAAGCUUAAAGAAGAAUAUAAAGUUCACCAUCUAGAUUCCAAGGAUUUUCAAGUGUUCCAGCAUGCUUACCUAUGUGCUACCUUUCCUGUACUUGGUGCACCAGAUCCACCAUCCCCAUUCACACCCUCACCUGUUGAGUCUAAUGACAGCGAUACCAAGAGGUUUAGCUUUAAUAAAAUACCACAAAGUCGAACUGCCACACCCUAUUCCUUACAAGACAGUGGGGUGGAGGACCAGGAUGAGACAGCCGUCAUACCAACAGAAACACUGUGUGAAUUAAUCAGAAGAAGUUUUCACUUGUCACCUUCACAAUAUAACCAAUAUGAAAAAAUUAUUGUGUCCAAUUUCAAAAAGAGAUCUGCUCAGAAGUUAUUAGCAGAAGAAUUGUGUAAACAACUGAGUUUUGUGGAGAAUAAUACCAACCCAUUUUAUAAUCCUCAUACAUUUAUGACAAGAAAUGGUUAUGAUAUUUGGCAACACAAUGAAAGAGCUCAAGUAUCAGAAUUACUUGAUAAAUUCUGGCAUUUUUCCCUGCCCUUCCCUAGUGGUAGUGAUACAGAUGGCUCAAAAAAACACUCCUUUCAUCAUGACUAUUGUAUCUUGUUAAAUAAAUUACUUAAAUAUGAAAGUCAAUCUAAAAUGGAUUGUAGUGAAAUAGAUAAACCACUAUAUGGUUUACUAUCUUCAGCCUCACUAAGACUACUCAGAGAGUUUGGUUUGCGAUAUGGAAUAGGAGAGCAGUAUAGAAGGAUUGUGUAUAUAAAAUAUUUAACAGAGAAAUUAAGCUUUAAUGUAUGGUAUUUACAUCAUAUAGUUACAGUAUUAUCAACUAUAUAUGAAGUAUUACCUCACAAUAGAGGUACUUUAGUUAUGGUCAGAGAGGAGUAUUUAAUGUUAGAUGAAAGUGUUCAGUCUAUCAUUGUCCAGACAUCUAAAGCUUUAACCCAGAUGAAAAACCUUUUUCCUAAUAAUCAACCUCCAGAGGGAGUGGAGUUAUUGCUAGAUCUUCUGUCUAUAGCUCAAGAUAUUAAAUCCUAUCUUACUCUAGAGAAAAAACCAGUGAUGAAACAUUAUUUACAUUCAUUGUUAAAGGACAUAUUUAAACCAGCAUAUGAGCAACACAAAAUGGUGGCACAAGCUGAACUGGGUAGAGAAAAUAGUCUUUGUCCUAAAUUAUUAAAUAUAUUAAUAAAUAAUAUCAGAGAUGAAAUAUUGGAUUAUAAAACCAACUUUCAGCAGAUAUUUGACAGGUUUUUUGAUAUAUCUGAAUUAGCAGCUCAAAGUUUUUAUUCUUUAUUGAUGCAAGAUAUAGAAAAUGUCCUGGAUUUUGAGAAAAAGAAUAAGCCAAUGGAUAUCAGCUUAUUGAUGUUAGGUUUAGCUUAUAGGUUGAACCAAUUUGAUCAAGAUUUUAGUCAGUAUAUUCUACCUCAAUAUCAAGUAUGGAGAAGUUACUAUGAAGGUGAAGUUGUUCAAUGGGCUGUAGCUUUUAGAGUUCAGUUACAGAAUUUAGUUUUAAUGUCUGUGGAAAAUGAUCAGUUUAAGGGGAAAGAAAUAUGUCUAGAAGGUCCACUGUCUCAACCUACCAGUAGAACAGUCAGCAGAAGAAGUUUUAAUUUCUCUCUGAAGUCAUUAACACCAUCCGUUAACAGUGCCUUCAGUAGUAUUCAUUCUUCUGUUAUUUCAACUCCUAAACAUGUGCAUGAACAUAUAAUCAAAACCAAGAGUUCUACUAUUAUUGAACAGAGCCCAGAACAGAUUCCAAAUGGCUUUCCUGAACCACAAUUUAACUUUGAUACUCAGUCUUUAAAUGUCCCUGAAACCACAACAAGAUAUAUUGGUGGAAUACGAACUUCCAAUUCCUUGCCAGACAUUAUUAGAACUACGACGGAAAGACAACCCCAGUCUUCCUUGGAUAUCACUUGUCAGUCAGUCCACAGUCUGGAUAUACAAGAUGAUCCUACUCUAUUCAGUACACAUUCUGACUCUAAUAGAACCCCUACUGCAGGUUUACAGGGUAAUGGUGAUGAAGGUCAAGUUCAAGGUCAUUCACAGGGUCAAGGUUACAAUUAUGAUUCUGAUACAGAUGAAGAAAUAGGAGAAGUAAUGAAGAACUUUCAUGAAUCUGUUGAUGAAGCUGAUAGUGUUUCUCCUGUCAGUGAAAAAGUUGCCUAUAGUUUUCCACAAAUAUCUACCAUUAAAGUUGCAAAAAGCAGUAGAACUGCUGACAGUUUGAAUCGUAUGAGACAAAAUAGCUUGCCAUCUACUACAGCGCCAUCUAUUGGUGUACCUCAAAGCUCAGGAUUCCUAUCCAAAAUGUACACAGCAUUCUUUAACAAAUCAGGAUCGAAUAGUUUACAGACUUCUAGAGAUGAUUUGACUUCCGAUGUGGGCAACUCGACCUUACAGUCGGACUUUAUGGAUUCCCUUGUGUCAGAUCUGUCCACAGUAACAAUGCCUGACUUCCCAAAUUCUAAUGUUCUACUGCCUGUAUCAGGCUCAGCUAUUGAUAUGAUGGUACUUUUACAACGUAAUAUAUACUUCGUUCAAAUGUUGUGUGAUAUUAUAUAUCCUUCCAUCCAAUCAGAAGAACUUCCAGGGGUUUCCUGUGAUACUAUAAUUAGACUGGAAUUCCAACAGUUUACUGCUAAACAAGAUGUUUAUAGCAGAUUUUUAAAGACAAUACGUGAGACUAUAUGUAUGUACGUUGAUAAUAUGUUGUCAUUAGAUUUAUGUGGUUCAUCUUUAUCUCUGUCUAAGAAAAUAUUGGGACCUCAGCUGAUAGAAUAUAUUCAAACUCAACAAAUAAGUGGAUUAUUAUGGGGAUGUCGACAUCAACUGAAACCACAAACAGAUUGUUUACAAUAUGCCAAUAAACAAACAAGCUAUUUAUGUGAUAGAUAUGAACCAAUUACUCAACAGAUGUGUAGUAGAGUAAACAAUGUGUAUUUAUUAAGUAAAUUAUUGGAACAUUAUGAACAGCAGUUACUACUGUCUAUAAAUUUAACCCAUGGUGAAGAAGACUAUGUUGGUAUAGAAGAUGAUGUUGAUAGUAAUACUGGAAGAGAAUCAGCUGUUUCCGAUUCCAGUAAUUAUUCUAUGAUAGAGAGUUUAUUUGAUGGUGAUAAUGAAGAUGAUGAGAUUAAGAAUUAUUGUAGAAAAACAGCCAUCAAUAAACCAUCUUUAUCUUUUAUACAAACUCAUAUCAUGUCAGUAUUACGUGGUAUGGUGAAAUUAUUGUCUUAUAGGUUGAACUUAUUUCUGAAAGAUGCCAUACCAUUAUUGUUAGAGUUGAAGUCUACCAAGGAAUCUGUAGGGAAGUGUCUCAGACCUAUUAUAGAUUUUCUAACUAAUUAUUUUACUAGUCUCAGUCAAUGGUUAUAUAAAGAUUGCUAUUUGAUGCUUCAUGAAAAUCUGUGGAUAUUCAUUGUCCAAGAUUUUGAGCUGGAAGUUGAUAAAUUAAAGAAAGAAGAAAGAGGUGUACAGACCAAGGCACAGAAUCUUAUCCAGGCUAUUACAUAUUUAUUAAAGUUUAUGAAUAAUAAUGAUAAUGGUAUAUCAAAGAAACUUCUAUUAUCACAAGCUGAAGAUGUUUUAUUUCAACUUCAAUUGUUUACCCUAACAACUAAACAACUUGUAUCUCUAUAUCUUACUCUUACAAAACAGAAUGAACCUCAUCUGAUCACUGUAGACCCAGCUAUGACGACCUUACUAUAUAAACUAUGUGAAGAUCUGGAAACUAAAAAUAAAUGUUUUAAUGGUCAUAUUCUAGUGAGUUGGUUGAUGUACCACAAACAUUUAGUACAUAAAAUAGAUCCUUCAUAUAAACUGGGACCAUUCUAUAGAGAGAAAGCUGUGGAAUUUUGUCAGAAAUUGUUAAAUCUUCACAUACUGGUUGAUAUUGAUGCCAGCUCUCCUGCAGACAGGAACCAAUGUACUACUCCCAGCCUAGACGGUGUUCCUAUUCACUAUCCUGGAAUAACAGUCUACUCUCAAUACUAUCAUGACGCUUAUACUUCUUCUGAAGAGGAGAUAACUCCUACUGGCUCACCAAGACCACACAACAAUUCAAACACACCCAGAGUUACUCCAAAAUCUGCUCAACAAGAUAUAUCUAGAGACUCACCUAAUCCAGGCAAUGUUGAAAACUUUGUUGAAGUAGAAGUUGAAGUGAAUACUGUACAGUCAAUGACUCAAAUUCCUCAGAUUGUGUGUGAUAGUGAACAUUGUGGAGACGUUCUUGAUUCUGACCCUGUAGUUCAGAAUGAAAAUGACAGGGCAACAAAGCUGGAUGAUAGAGACAAAUUGGGACCAAAGAAUAGCAAUUGUGAUAUGGAAAUAGGUCAAAAUGACCAAAAUGAUUUAGAAUGUGUUGAACCUCAAGUUUUUGAAAAUGUAAACAAUCAAAACGAUUCUAGUGAUCAUAUUCAGGGUCCAAAUUCUGAACUGACAUAUCGUGAUAUGUUAAAAUCCCGAUAUAUGACUGAUCGUGAUAGUGUAGGAUCAGGUUUAAAUCUGACAUCUAGUCGGGAUAGCUUGACAUCACGAGAAGAUCUAGACUCUUCCAUAUCUAGUGAGAAAUAUCAGCCUAUUACUGAUGAAUAUUAUGAAGAAGUUGUGAACCGUUCUAUCGACUCUAGGUUGGAUAAGGACUCAAUUCAGGGAGACGAAAAUCAACAUUCUAAUAGAAAACAAACUAUAAAACUGCCAUUGUUUAGUCAAAAAGCUCAGAUUGAUUCAUCACGGACAUCAUCUCUGUCCACAGCUUCCAGUCGCUUCCUUCCAUUCCACGACAGUAAAAUGCACUUUUAUUAUAUUGACGAAGCUUAUAUCUAUGGAAAUCAAAAUUUCACGCCGAAGGCUGACAAGUGCAAUGAACAUGUGUAUAAUUCAGAGACAUUGCGUUUAGCGGAAAAGUGUUUCCAGAAAAAAAUAAGCCCAUUAUAUUUAUUAGUUAUCAUGUAUGGUAGGAGAAAGUAUGAUGUAAUAGCUAAAAGUGUAAUAUAUCAGUUAUCUAAGUCAGUUAUACAGGAGAUAAAAGAUUAUAUAGAUAUACCAUCUAAUACAUGUAUCAGUAGCUGA
Molecule: messenger RNA, 5400 nt
Organism: Lottia gigantea (owl limpet)
Lineage: Eukaryota; Metazoa; Mollusca; Gastropoda; Lottiidae
Exons: 30
Coding region: 1-5400 (1799 amino acids)
Source: RefSeq, a predicted model, not a curated record